This is a messenger RNA of Rotaria sp. Silwood2, 1239 nucleotides long. NCBI's taxonomy places the organism in Eukaryota, Metazoa, Rotifera, Eurotatoria, Philodinida, Philodinidae. The record is from the annotation of a GenBank genome assembly.
AUGAUCUCGAAUAAAACAUCAGCAACAAUAUCAAAUGAAACAAAUAUUGAACCGCCAGCUGUUGAUGGAUAUGUAUCAUCACCUGAUGUUACAUUAAUACCUGAUGAUAAUAAAUCUUUAGGUAAUGUUCAAUUUCAACAUUUUGUUGAAAUAAAAAAUCAUAUUUGUGGUGAUAUUAAAUACAUUUUAAAACAAACUGAAUUUGCAUCGAAACUUGUUGAAUUAGCAUUUGAUGAAACAGUUAGUGUACAAAAUUUCUUAGUUGAAACAACAUCAACAUUUAAUAAAGUAAAAGAAUCUAUAAAUGAUUUAUUAAUAUUAUGUAACAAAACACUUGAAAACAUCCCCUCUACACCAACAACUGUUGAUAAAAUACAAUCAACUGAAAAACCUAUUUCUCGUGAUCCAUCUAUCAUAAAAGUUUUUGAUGAAAACGAACUGCGUUAUUUAGUCAAUCAAGGUCCAUAUCAGCCUCUGUUACCACAAUAUCCAGUUAAUAAACAACUAAAAAAGAAAAAUGAUACUUGCUAUUUUGUUCCUCAGUGGUACAAAGAAUUUCCUUUAAUUGAAUAUAGUCCGAUAACUGAUUCAAUUUACUGUUUUUGUUGUCGCUUGUUUGGACGUGGGCCUGGUGGUGUACAAUCAGAAAAUAUUUGGGUUUCAAGUGGCAUGAAAAUGUGGAAUAAAACGGCGGUACCACCAGCAUUAAAUGAUCUUCAAGAAUUUCUAUCAUUAUCAAGCUUCACACAUCAAUCACAAGAACAUCUACACAGUAAUUUCUUGGAUCAACUAGUCAACAUUCUUUCUAGUAAAAUGGAAAAGAUUAUUGAAGAAACAACAAGUCGUCUAAUAAAAUCUCUCCAGCAAAGAAUCAAGAAGAUCGAAAAGACCGUUGCAGCAGUGGAAAAUAUCAUUAGCGACGACGAUAUGGAUAUCGACUCGUUUUGUGAUUCGGAGAGCGACGAUGAUAUUAAAGUAUUAAAUAACAAAAAGGUUAAACAACAACAAAAACAAUCUUCAGUUACGAUAAAACCCACAAAGGUCAAAAACAUCCCAUCAUCCACAUUAACUACAACAACAACAAAUCCACCAGCUAUUACUACCGAUAUCUUAAUUAAAGCCCAACGUAAACCAAAAACAACAUCAAAAACAGUCAAGCGAAAUCGUUCACCCAACAGCUCGUUAGAUUCCACUACAACUGAUAACAAAGAAUUAAAAUCAAAUAUUAAUGAAGAUUAG